UCCACAGAGAAAAUACUAUUACGUCACGGAAACCUCAGCAAGAUACCGCCACUGGCUUUUCAGAACUUCCCCAGGCUUCAUUUACUCUCCGUAACUGGAUUUCUGUUCUCUUCACUUCCAAACCUGACCUUUGUUGCAAAGGACGUCAGCAGCCUGAGGAGUUUGGAUCUCAGCAGUAACUGCCUGCUGAGCUGUGGGAUUGAGCCUUUGGCUUUCUCUGGCCUGGGAAUCCUCGAGGAGUUGAUUCUUACAAACAAUGCCCUGGAUAUGCUGAAAAGUUCUUGGUUCUUAGAGUUGACCCUGCUCACCAAACUCCUCCUUUCUGACAACAAAAUUACAUAUCUUCCUCCAAGGACUUUUGAGAGUUUGGCUAAGCUGAAUGAACUCAUUGUGUCUUCCAAUUUCAUUCAAUAUCUUUCAAUGGACACAUUUUAUGGGCUAGCAUCAUUGACCAAACUGGACUUAUCAAGCAAUGAAAUCCUGUUUAUUAAUAAUGAUGUUUUCCAGCCUUUGCAGGCCCUGACGCAUCUGUGGUUGUUUAAGAAUAAGCUGACUGCACUGGCCAGCGUUCCAGAUUCUCUUACCUCCUUGUCUCUUAAUGAAAAUCCUUGGAUCUGCGACUGUCAUCUGGUGAGCUCAAUGCAGUUAAUGAAGGACAAAGUUCAGACACCCAGUGGCCUGGUUUGCAAUAGUCCGCCAAGCCUGAGAGGACGCCAUAUGUUGAGUGUUGGGCCUGAAGUCUGUGCUUAUCCAACUCAUGCAGGAAAUCUACCACAGGAAAGCACUUCAAAAUUGAACUCGCUGUAUGGCUUCACAGGAGGACUUUUCUUCAGUUUCAUCAUGUGCCUGAUUGUCUAUUUCGUCACAAAACACUGGAAAUAUAGCAGAGUUACUAAUCAGGCAGAGGAUGGACACAUCUUACAGAAGGACUCUGUGGAAGAGUUCCCCAGGAGCAUGACCGAUGCCCCUUCAGUAUCCCCACUUCCCCAUAACUGUGUGAUAAAAGCAAAUAGGACAAGAGGCUUUCAGGAGGAAAGUGAAGCAGACACAAUAGAAAAAGCACUGUAUGACCAUUUGAAGAACACGUCCCAAUCCAGCAGAGAACAUUCAGAAACAAGCUCCCCAGUGAAGAUGCCUGGAGUGGCCCUGCUGCCGGCUCACAGUCCCACAGGUAAAAAGAUCAUGGCGAUCUGUAAAGAUGGAAUGGAAAUGGGAAGAUUAACUGAACGUCCAGACCAAGCCACAAGCCCAGCAUUCCAGCAAGCGGGCAACACAAAUGUGGAGAGAGCAGCUGAUAUCCCCAGAUGUGUCAGUGCACCUGGCUUACUUCCUGAUGUGGAGAAACAACCUUCUCCAAAAAGGGACCCUGGUUUGCAUUGCUCAUCGCUGAGCCAUGAAAAAACAAUCCCGAUGAGGGAGUGGAUGGAGAAUGGGGAACCUGCCUUGAUGAAAUAUUUGGAAACCCAGUGGGAAGAGCAGGCUUUGAGUCCCAUUACCUGGUUUUCUGGUUCUCUGUGUUCCUGGACUUUGGUAAAUGUAGUUUCUCCAGCAGGAAGUGCUACACAUAUACAAACAAGCAGAGACAGAAUUCACACCACCUCUAACAAGAGGAGUAAAUCCUGGAGCCCCUUUCACUUCAAUGUCUCCAGUCAUUUAACAGAGGCUCAUGGAGACAGUGUAUCUAGAACAAAUGCUGAGAAUGGAUUUGAGGCCAACUUGCAUUCAAGAAGAGAUAAAGACUGCGAGACUUUGUGUCAAGAACAUUUUAUAAAGAGUGAGUCCACAGACACUAUUGAGGGCAGAUUCAAAGAUCAAGGAAUGAAAGAACCAGACUUGCAGAAAGACAUCUAUCUUAAGAACUGUUGCAUUGCACAAAGUGAAAGCAACAAUCAGAGAGAGACUACGAACACAAAGGAUGUCUACCUCACUCCAGAACAUGAAGCACCAGCCAACUCUCCACUUUCAGAUUUAGCCAGCCCUAGAGAACAUGCUGAUGCCAGUAACCCAGAUAAUAAAGGCAUCAAGCCUGCAGCGGAGAGAAAAUUAAUUAGCCCCUUUCCAGGAAAAGAAGGUAUCCAUCCCCCGUCUUUCUGUAACAACGAUAGAUUGAGAGAAGAGAGGCCCAGCUGUAGAACACCCAGGAGUGAGAAACUCGACAAAGAAUCUUCCUUAAAGAAUAAUAACUUAACAAAAGAGAGAUUUUGGAAAUACCAUACAAAUUGCUGCAAUGAAUACCAGCCCUGCCCAAUUGCUCAGAAAGUAUUAAAGGAGCUGAAGACUGCACUUCUGACUUCGAGAGAGCAAUUAGAUCUGUCCACGCAGGCUCCCCCCUCUGACAUGGAUCUUCUGAAAGAACAAGAAGUGACCACAACUUUCCUUGCCCAGUGUAUAAACAGUGAGGAGCCACUAACAAACAAAUGGGAAAAGGGAAAGUAUAGCACUUUGCCAGAUGUACAAGCUUCCUUUGCUCCUGAUGGAAUUUGCCAUCAAGAGUUGCCUGGAGACGACAGUAAAAUUUCUUGUGGACUUCCUCAGACAAUAACUCUGCAGCUAGGCCAACAAACCAGUAUGGCUCACCAAGAAACUGAUGCUGAAUGGCAGUCUCUAAGUAAGACAUUUGUUGAACCCAUCAAUGAAUUUCAAGAGAGCACUGAGAAAUGCAUUGUAAAAGAUCAGAGCAGGAUGGUGGAUAGUUUGGAGCAACUGCCGUUAGGAAAUGCCUCUGCUAGUACCAAUCAUCUCCCGUCCAGAAGAUGCGAGAAUGCACAUAAUGAACAUGUUGCUCAGGACUGGAAGUCUUUUGAUGCAGAAACCGAUUCUGAUGCACUGACACACACGCAUAAUACCAUUAAUGAACAUUUUGCAGGAGGUGAAGAAGGUUGUGUUCCUACAUCUCCAAGUAUUUUACGCAGAGAACUCUGCAAUGUUAAAUCUCUACAACUCAGUGCUAUGGCAUCUGUCUAUACUUGCUUCCCUCUCAGUGCAGAUGAAAGCACCCUGGAUCGUGGCUCUCUAACUUCCAGUCCGAGUAUUAGUAAAGUUUCUUUAUUGGACAUUCACGAAGUUGAACGUAAAAGUGUAGCAGACAGGAAGUCCAACCAUUAUUUGUCAAAUGAGAUUAUUUCGGUGCAGAAAAUGCAAAUUUCUCCCAGUGAAGAGAAAAGUGUAGACAGAUUGAGAGGUGAAAGUGCUGAUGCUGAAUUCAUGCUUAAUGAGAAGGAGGGAGCUCAGUUUAAUAUUGAUGAGGAGAAAACAAAGGAAUUUCAAUCUGACUGUACUGAGCACAAUUCAUACGAGUUAGUGAACAUUGUUAGCUCAAAUGACACAGACCACCAAAAGAAUAUUAGGGAGCUGUUAGCCCCUAGUGACAUUUUGAGGAUUGAAAAUAAUACUUGGCAUAAUACAGACAACAAUCCUUAUAGAAACUGCUUGGAAAAUGCCUGCAGUUCUAUAGCAGCUGAUCGUAAUGAAUGUGACGAUGUUGGAUGCAAAAAGGAAACUGGCCAUGAAUAUCUAUACCAACCUGCUGCAUCAAAAGGGUGCAGAUCCUCUACAAAUCCUUCUCUUACUGUUUAUGAAAGUCAAGCAGAAGAAAUCAGUGUUGCAGGCUAUGAUGGUACUGUUUCUCACUCAGGCCAUGCCUCUAGGAAUACAGGAAUUCAGCAAUUUGCUUGUAAUAAAAAGGACAAGUCUCAGCUCCAAAAUAUACAGGUAAAUCCAAAAACGGAGAAUGAACCAGAUAUGAAAUAUUCUGACUCUAAAUACCACAUGUUAGUGGCUCGCAACACAGAUGCCAGGCUUCGUGUGGCAGGAGACAACCCCUCUAUCAGUCCAUAUUUAGAAAGUGGACAACCCCUGGAGAUUGGACUACAUUCGGGGACCAUUUGUCUGCCAGAGCAGUCUCACAGGUGUCUUCUGCCACAAGAUUCUGCGCUUUCUGACCCCCGGAAGAAGGAAUUAGAGCAAAACUGGAGUGAAAGUCUAUCAGCAAAACCACUUAAGAAAACGUAUUGUUCUGUUUUCAGACUACCUACUGAAGGCUCAUCUUUUGGGAGGCUUUGCCAGAAUGUAGACUGCACCAUUGAGCCUCCUCAUCUGAGCAAGGGAACAUCCCCCACUACCCCACUGACACCAAAUCUAUGUUUAUUGGAACAAGAAACUGAAAUACAUGCAAAUGGAGAGUCUUCAGCAUUCAACCCUCAACUGAUGGAUAAAGCCACGUAUUUAAGUUGCCUUUAUAAUCCAAAGACACCAAGGAAACAAGCAAAUGAACUAAGUGUACUUUCUAAUCUCCGCUAUUGUAAAAUUUCAGCACAAGUAUCUUUUGGUGUGGAGGGGGAGGGAGGGAGGUCAGUGUUGCACAAAAAAAAAGAAAAUGAUCCAGACCAAUUAAUGAGUGACCAUCAGUAUAAACCUCCAGCUAAAAAAGUAGUCACCACAGAUAGUGACUGAUGUAAGUAUACUACCUGAUUUGAGGCACUAGACUUCGGUAGAGCUUUGCACAGCUAAAAUGUAAUCAACUUGUAAAAUGAAUGGGUUUGUGUAUGUAAAUGAGGACAGUCAAAGAUGACUCAAAAAUACCACUACUAUAUUGUGCUGUAGAGAUACACGGAAUGCUUUUCUAUACACAGUGAUCUUGUACAUCACUCUGGCCCUGUGUUUUCAGUCUGUUGUCUUUCAUUCAGAAAUGUAAUUUCAAGAUACCCGUGUAUGUAAUUUUUGAUCUUGAACUAAUCAGAAUUGUUAAACAUCCCAUGAAAAAUAUUUAGUAGCAUGCAAGUUUAGGCCUUACAUUUGAUGUGCUUAGUGUAAUGCUGUACCUCAGCCAGGUGCAACCUGUUCAUAGAUGUUUUGGAAUUAACAAAACUUACCUGCUUUAAAGAAGGAAAGGGAAAUGCUGAAAGAUGAUGGGGUGUUUUUCUUCAUUUUUAAACAUUUUUGGAAGCCUGUGAUUGUAAAUGUUUCCACCUAGUUUCUUCCUUCUCUUCCAUUGUAGGUAGACAAUGCUUUGAAUGUUCUGGGAGAUGGACUUUUCCCUUGGUUUUGAACAAUGAGUGGUUUCUUUGGGUGACAGACUUUACAUACUAUAUAUAGGGGAAAAUAUAGGGCAAAUUGGGUUGGACCAUCUAACAUUGAUGGUGCAAUGAAGCAUCUCUUUAUCAAAUGACGGGUAAAAUCUUUUUUCUGCAAAUAAGGAUAAGAUAUUGCCCUUUAUAUCCUUACUUUAAGGAUUUUAAUCAUGUUGGUAUAGCUCUGUGGUUUGAGCACUGGCCUGCUAAACCCAGGUUUGUGAGCUCAGUCCUUGAGGGGGCCAUUUAGGGAAUGGGGGUUUUAAAAAAAACAACAACAAACUGUCUGGGGAUUUGUCCUGUUUUGAGCAGGGGAUUGGAUUAGAUGAUCGCCUGAGGUCCCUUCCAACCCUGAUAGUCUAUGAUUUGGGCUGACAUUUGACUGGAACACAACAUUCAUACAAAACAUCAUUAUGUUAAGGGAGGGAGUUUUGAAAAGAUUUGAAUUUUUAAAAGAAAAUCACAAAACAUAUCUCACAAUUUCAGAGUGCUGCAAAAUGGGUUUGGUAGCCUAUCUGAGCGUUGGGAUUUUUGGAAGGAGAUUUCCAAUUGACUUCAACAUUACAGCUCACUUCCCCUUUCUAACCUCUUCAAAAACAUUUACAAAAGUGUAUGCUGUUGCUGCAUGCAGCUGUUUUAUUUUAACUUUAUUUUUUACAUACCAGUGUGAAGCAUCUUCACAUAUUUUUUUUUGUACAAAUAUAUCUUCAGUUGGCUGUCUACAGUGUAUUUCAAAACAUUUCACAAAAGAGGGUCCCGUAUAUGGAAAAACCUGGAAUUGUAAUAUGGAAUUGCUUAAAAAAAAAAAAAAAAAUGCAUGCACUUGCUGACCUGGAGGAGUGUAAAUUCCCUUCUGGGAAAUGUAGAUGUGACAAUUUUUUCAUACAUAUUUUUCACACUUAAGAGUCAAAAGCAGUUUUUAAUAGGAAGUACAUAUGCUCUGUACAAUUUUUUGGCUAUUCAGAUUUCCCUUUCAAUAUUGAUCUACAAAUGUCCAUAUUUGCAGUAUAAAACAGUAAAUGGACAUAGACCAUGCAAGGAAUUAAUUUGUCAGUAAAUCUGUAAAUAUCAUUGCCAUCUCUUAUUUUGCUUAUUUCUGCAUUUUCCCUAGGCUCACUCGUUUGUUAAGCACAAACAUACUCUUCAGAAAGUAUGUGUGGUGGUGAUUUGCUAGAGAUUAGCCAAGCUAGUUCAAUCAACUUCAGAGACUCUUUCCAUCUCACUCAGUAACUUUUGGACAACUGAUGGGUAACCAAAAGUGCACAAAACUCAUAUCCUGCAGCAUGUCUGGCAAUAUUUUAGAUACCUGUGGUUACCACAGCAGUGAUGCUGUCCCCAGAAGUGCCUGCCUUCUGGAACUCAUGGCAUGUAGUGUUGAGAGCUCCAGUCUGUACCAUCUGACUCUUUUCUAUUAUUUUUUCUGAAAUAUCAAGUAACUAGACCUGCCCUACUCAGGCAAUUAUUCCUUAUCACUCCUGGCACAUUUCUUAGACCUGAGCUGUUGAGGAAAAGAAAAUUAACAAACUGUUCUUCUGAAGAUAUUUGUACUUUCCUAAAGACUGACUCUAUUACAGCCUUCAUUAUAGAGUAAGAAAAUUCAUAGCUGCUUUCUAUAUACAUAGGUUACUUAAUUCCUCAUUAAUCAUGCAGGCACCUUGCCUGUUGUAUAGUAUUUUAAAGAGAUGGCCUUUAUGUAAAAUUAUGCCUAUGGCUGCCAACAACAGAGAUCAGUACUGUACUUAUUGGUGGCUGGAUAAGCUAUUUUUUCUUUCUUGAAUACUUAGUUUUAUGUCUUCUAAAUAAGAACAAAAAUGAAAAUAAACAUCUGAAGCAAUUCUAUGUAACUGUGUUGUUUCAUGCCUCAGACGUUGGUUUGUGGCCAAGACCAUUGUCAGUAGGUAUGUCAGUUUUAUAUUUACUGUAUCCCAUAGACCAUACUGCUGUUUCUUGCUUUCUGAACAACUGAAAAGCAUUUGGAGCAUUAAAACUACAUAUAAAGGUGGGACUUUGCCCAUGAUCCCCUUCUAAAACAGCCUUUUAUAAGUGGACACAGUUUUCCCUUUGAUGCCUUCACGUUUUCAGGAGCAUUACAAAAAUAAAAUAUUUCCUUUUUACAUUAGUCUUGUAACCAGUUCUAAAGAAAUAGAAAAUUAAACAUUUGAUCUUAGAAUUUCAUCAGCUGUAGCUAAAUAUCUACAAGUGAUUCUUUUUACAUCUCAUUAGAUCUACCAUAAAUUUACACCAUAGAAAUUUCUAAGAUUUUAAUUUGUAAAAGCAUCAUUCUUUUUUAAAUUACAUGGAUCUAUUAAACAAAGUGAAGCAUUGUCAAAGUACCACAGAACACUGGUAAGGUUUUUGGUAUUGUAAUAAAUCAUGCAUAUUCUAUGUGUUGCUUUGGGUGUUUGCUUAUGUUAACCAUUAUUAUGUAGUAUACUAUAUUUAUAAUUUUUGCCAACCUAACUUACUGUUCUGCUACUCAGCUGAGUUAGACUUAACAAUUUGCCUUUUAGCACCCUUCAAAUGUGAUCUUUGAUUUGGACGCGAUCACUCAAACAAAUACAGUACAUCUUUUUUCAGUGUGCGUCAUGAAUUCCUGUGCAAUUAAUUGAUCGUUCAUUCUGAAAACGUGCAGUAUAAUAAACCCUUUGACAGCACACCCACAAACUUGCAUGCAGCAGUAAAUAACCCCUAGUACUAAGCGCCUGAUCUGUGAUCGCUGUUUGGCACUUCCAACUAGAUUUUAACAUUAAAAACAUGCAUGGCUGCAGGAAGUGCACUUUGUUGCACUGUCCACACAUAAACUAUAUAUUACUUCUCUCUACUUAUAGAAUCAUUUCCUAUUUACACACCUCAUCAGCCCAGGGAGCCAGUCAAAUGAAAAGGAGUGUUCAUCUUGCUCGUACUAUAAGCAGAAAAUAUGCAAGUAGUAUGCCUAGGCUUGGAAGAAUUUGAUUUUUAUCAGUAAAUGUCAGUAAACAUCAAUUUCACAGACAAACAAAUAUUUGCAUUGGUGGUAACAAAUUUACAGAUAGGCAAAAUAAGAAAAGUGCUGCUUGAGAACUUACUAGAGUUUGAUUUUAGGUAUAGUUACUUUAUAUAACGUGAUGUGAUAUAAAUAACUUACAUUUUAAGAGCAGCAAUGUUUUAACUUUUUGAAUCUGAAUGUUUACUGUCAGUAAAUGAUUGUCUGCUCCCUUAGUUUCCUGCAAAUGUGAACAUUUAAAUCAGUGAAAAGUUUAAACAGUGCUUAAAAACAAACUCAUAUUUUCCAUCAAAAUUAUAUUUAAAAAACUCAAAUUCUGCCAAGCCUAAAAACACACAGCAAGGCAUACCAAGUCAAGAGUAUAUAGAGUUGAUCUGUAACUUCUUUUACAAAUGGAUAUUUCUGUGUCUAGUUAUGGCUUUGUUUUACUAUAACCUGAGUGAAAAAUAGGGAUGGGGAACCCUCCAGAAGUUUGUAAUUUAGACUUGGUUUAACAUAUUCACAGUUUGAGGAUUAUCAAAACUAUCUGAAUCUCUUGAGUCUGCAGAGUGACACACAAAUCUGAAGAGAACAGGUGUGCUUCUGAGACUUCUGUUACUUCCUCUCAGAUAUCCUGCAAGAAUAAUCUUUUCUCAUGAUACUUUGACACUUCUCAUCCCAGCGAGAAAUAAAUAAGAAGAAGAAAAACCUUUGUUACCCAAAUAUUUUAAAACUUCAAAAAUGGUUCUGUUUGAGUCUGGGUCUACAAAUGGCUGAAGGUUCAGGGGAAAGCUUAAUGCUGCUUCCUUUACCUGCUGUAAAUCCUACAGAUUUUUCCUACUAACACUGAAAAUUAAGUAUUUUCGCCAUUGAAAACAACUAGUGUACCUAUGGGCGCAUAUCUAGAUACUCCAAUGAAUGUAAACCCCUUAACUGCCCAACAUUAUCCACAUUGUAUGUUACUUGUAGGCUUAUUUUUCUCAAAGACACACAACAUUGUACUGAAGGAACUCCAACCAGGAGAUGGUGAUCAUUACUUUCCUCACUGUGUCUGGGGAACACAAGGCUUGCACCAUUUUAAACCAGGGGAAGGCAACCUAUGGCACGAGUGCCGAAGGCAGCACACGAGCUGAUUUUCAGUGGCAGUCACGCUCCCGGGUCAUGGCCACCAGUCUGGGGUGGCUCUGCAUUUUCAUUCAAUUUUAAAUGAAGCUUCUUAAACAUGUUUAAAACCGUAUUUACUUUACAUACAACAAUAGUUUAGUUAUAUAAUAUAGACUUAUAGAAAGAGACCUACAAAUGUUAAAAUGUAUUACUGGCAUGCGAAACCUUAAAUUAGCGUGAAUAAAUGAAGACUCGGCACACCACUUCUGAAAGGUUGCCGACCCCUGUAUUAAACAUUGCUGUGUGAUUUCCAUACACAAGUCUGUCUCAUUCCAAUUAUGAUACGACAAUUUAAUUGAAUUAGGAAACUGUAUUAAAAGCUUUUUUGAUUGGCAGCACCAACUACACAGAACCUAGUCCAGGUUUUAAAGUCUUCCUACAUGAUGCCUAUUGAUCUGCCUCUUUCUUUUCUCUUAUAUUUUAAGCCUCAACGAUCUUUGUGAAGGUGGGAAGAUUUCAUUUUAAGAAGGAAGGGCUUAAAAACACACUUAAGUGCAUGGAAUACACCCCAUGACUGAGGUGUGUGGCUGGAGAGAAAGCAAGCAGUGGUGCUGCCUACUGCAAGCAACUUUAACCACAAGGACACAAACUAUAGAGAAUGUGUAACCCAGCAAACGUUCCUUCCCACCAGGAUGCUAUAGGGAGGGGUGCAGUAUGCAACCUGGAAUUGAGGAUGAUGUAAAAUUGGCACUUUAUGUACAGCAUGCCAGGCUCUUUCCUUGAUACCUCCUCACGUCUACAGUGCAAAACUGAGCUCUGUGGCAAGGUGGCCUAAAAAAGCCUUUUUCUUCAUUGGCAAGUUUCUAGGCCACACCACUGAGAGAGAGAGAGAGAGUUUGAACUACAGUGCUUGUCCCCAUGAUAUUAAAUUUCAGGGUCAGGAAGGCAUUUAAGCAGGGAGCUCCAGCCAAAGCUUUUCUUCCUUUCAUAAUGUAUUAUUUAAUGUGUCAAUAGCCACUUGAGAAUAGUCUGACAAGCUGAGUGGCUCUACAACGGAAGGUCAGGUGCCAUUCGGAUACCUGUAUGAAAUGGUUUACUGACAGUGAUACAAAAUUAUCAGUCAGGAGUGGAAGGCAGAGCUGGAGGAAUUAGCUCAGCUGUAAGAGCAAAAUCAUUUUUUAUACUGGUUACUCCAUGAUUGCAAAUGCCUGAUAUUGGGAUUUUUCAGGAAAUGAAUCAUAGGUUAACACCUGAUCGAUGAUUUUGUACUUUGGACACACAUUGCUGGUUUUGCACAAUUCUCUAAACACUAAAUUGUAUUUUUACUUGCUGUUUUAAAACUGCAAUUUUAAACAACACAUUUAGCAAACAACGUUUGUUGUGUGGGAAUGAAUAGCAGAUGUUUGUGAAAAUAAAGAAAGCUGCUGUGGCCAUUAAGCUUUCAAUUCCUGGUCAACUAAUCAGUGAUGUCCAGUGGAACUUCAUGACAUUGUCAUUGUGCUUUACAGGAUUGUUACAAAAAUCUCUUAUGUUUUAAUAUAUGAAUUUAAAAGUAUAUAAAGUUAACAACUUUGUUAGUCACUUGGCAUUCAAAUAAACCAUUUACACAUCAACAGUUUAAAGUGUGCAAAAAUAGGUGAAAAAUACAUUGUUUUUCUGCUAUAGAAAGUUCUCUACUAUUUAGUCAAUGCAACUGUUAAUAGGAGUUGGCCAGAUUGUAUUGUGCUGACUAGUAUUGUAAGGUUAUUCUGUACAUUCACAUCUUUACUGUAGGCAAAAGCUACUUGUACAUACAGUUUUACCCAGUUAUGCUAUAGGGAGGGGUUUUACCCACUUGUAAAACUAUAUAAAAGAACUUUGUCUCUGAGGCUCAAAGAUAUUAACAUUUUUGGUUCCUCAGAUGUUGAGGUAGCCUGAACAAAGUCUAUUACCAUCAAAGGUUGAGCUUGCAGUUAAUCAGUAAAUGAGUAAGGGGAAUGACUGGAAAGACCCUUCUCAAACUUAACGUGAUUUUGCUGUUAAGAAAUUGCUAUUUAAGAUAGGGGAGAGCUUUUUCAAUAAGAGACUUGUCCCUUAAGAAGAGUAAAGAACGCGAGAACAGAAAUAGCAUGGAAAAUAGAUGCCGGUGUAGCAACAGUAACACUAAAUUCAUACUAAUUGUUGCAUUUUGACUUUCAUGAGAUUAAGCUUCAGUCUAAUUCACAAGUGCUCUGGAGCUGCAGCGAAGGAGCAUUUCAUGCAAUUUAUGGGGAAACGAAGGGGGGUAGGAAAGAAGUAUGUGUGUACAUGUACUGUGAUGGCUUUAACCGUCCUUGUAUCUCCCAGAAUCCAGGCCAGUUUCUGGGUCAGAGCAGUGUUAGAGGGAAAACGAAGGACCAGUAAGGGGAAGGGCUGGCUUUGCUCAAGACUCAGCAGUGCAGCUUGCCUGGAAUUCAAGGGCAGCUGCAAGUGCCCAGCACCAUUAAAAAUCAGGCCGUGUUCACUUAGGACAGAGGUUCUCAAACGUUUGUACUGGUGACCCCCAGCUUUCACACAGCAAGCCUCAGAGUGCGACCCCUGUAAUGAGUUAAAAACACUUUUUUAUAUAUUUAACAUUAUUAUAAAUGCUGAUGGCAAAGCAGGGUUUGGGGUGGAGGCUGACAGCUUGUGACACCCCCCCCCAGUUAAUAACCUUGCAAUCCCUUGAGGGGUCCCAACCCCCCGUUUGAGAACCCCUGACUUAAGUGUCUGACUGGACUUGGGAGUCUGACUCUAGGCCCCGUUCUUCAACCUUGGGGGCUAGUCUCUGCAAACUGUUUGGUUUUUUUAAUCUUCCCUUUUAAAAUGACUAAAGGGCACGAGCUGGGCUGGGUGUUUGCUCCAGCACUUACAUUUCAAUGCUGGGAGAAAGCCCUGCGGUUUGUUUCUGAGUCGGUUCCUUCUGUACUCCCUGGGCCAGCAGAGGCUGAGCAUGCUCAAGAAGCAGCAUGGUCUGGUCUUUGCAUAGCAGUUUUCUCCCUGUUGCUGCCAUCUGUCCAGUUUCCCCAGUGCUAGUCACAGGGGCGGUGUUGCCAUAGACGAGGGGUGGCUGGCUGCUGGUGUUCUUAUGCACCAGGUCCCGUAGCCCCUGCAGUGAGAGGGGUUAGACAAUGUGGUGCUUAAAACACCUGUAGGUGCCAGGAGCCAUUGCUAUGGGAAAUGUUUAGCAGAAACAAGGCAGAUGGCAGGUACCCCACCAGCGUUCACCAGAUGGAAAAAUGAGGUGGAUCAGCCACAGCAGGAGUCCCAGGUUGGCCCUGGCCAGAAUCAGGGAGGUGGGAGGGAGUGUCACACUGCACAGCCAUGAGGCCGGGUACUAAGGGGACAAUAAAAGAAGGGUGUAGGGGAGAUGUUAAAUUUCAGCAGCAUCUUUCAAGUGAGCCUGUGUGACUACAGAAGCUGGACACUUAGUGAAGGGCAAGAUUUGGUGAUACAGUAAAAGGAAUUAAAAUGAAUCUAUCAAAUUGUCUGGGACCUAUUACAGUGUGUGGGGUUGCCAGAUGUCUGGUGCUGGACCAGAAGGCCCCGUUGUAAAGGGACCUCUGUGCUGCCGCAGCCGCCAAUUCUGUGUGGCUUCCAGAAGCGGCUGGCAUAUCCCUCCGGCUCCUAUGUGCAAGGGCAGCCGGCGAGCUCCACGCUCUGCUCCUGCCCCGAGCGUCAGUUCCAUAGCUCUCAGUGGCAGGGAGAGCUGCAGGGGCAGCACGCAGAAGCCCCCAGCCCCCUCUGCACCUAGGAGCCAGAGGGACAUGUCGCCGCUUCUGGGAGACUCCUGACAUAAGCAGUGCACCCUGAACCCCCACAAUCCCCUGCUCCAGCCCUGGGCCCCCUCCACACAUGAGGUCUCUGGCAUAACAGAGCUAUAUGUGUUCGUGUUUGUAGACGUGGACUCUGUUGUGAAACGAGGCCUAGUGACUAAAUUUUGGACCAGAGUUGCAAAGAGACUUGGGCGUUGCCUGUUGAACAGUGCGAGGGUAAUUUUUAAGCACCUAGAAAAAUCACUGAGCAUCACAAGGGCUGGUUUGAAGCCUUGGCUCCCUAUUACAAUGACUGGGAAGCGAGAGGCACCUAGGAGUGGAUUCCACAAAAGCCAGCGCAUGGAGCAGGGAAGCUGCUGAGGUGUGUCAAUGGGAGAGGGCAAAGAGAAGGGUACCAAAGACCCCCCACCCCUCUAAAGGAGGUCAGUGCGUAAAUCUGGGUGGCAAUGACAUGUCUAGCGCUGUGUGGAAGUCACAGGUGCAAACCCUCGCCUACAGGUAGCGAAGCUGCUGCUGUCCCCCCUGCCUGCAGCCCAGUGGUUAGUGCCCUCACCCAGGCUGUGGGAAACCCACAUUCCCCAGGGUUAAUUUCCCCCCUCUGCAUGGUAGGGGGAAAGGAGUUGAAGAUGGGUUUUCCACCUCUCUAGGGAGCGUUCUACCCCUCAGCUAUGGGACACGCUCAGGUGGGUUUCCCACAGUCUAGCUUGUUAAAGCCUGGUCCACUUGGGCUUAAAAAGGCAUUGCCCACUGAACACGAGUGCUUGAGAUGGUUGCCUUGGGUGCCUUCCCCCCCAACUCUGAGUGGCGGGGGAGAGCCAAGAGCUCCCCUCUGCCAACGACUCUAAAUAGUAUCCAGCAUGGACAAGCAAACCAAAGCCCCUUCCGCCAUCCCAUAGCUCAGUGUCAGACUGCGCCCCCUGCUCCAAGCCUUUCUCCCCCUCCACUUGAAGCUGGGGUGCCCAUCUUAGGUGAGGGUGCUAAGCACUGAGCUAUAAAAUGGGGGCCAGCACCACUACGGCCUCUGGCCAGGGAGCCAUUCUCCUGGGUGCCCUACGAGACCGGGUCUGGCCAGUGAGAUGGGUGAGGGGAUGCCUCACUUCCCCUGGGGCACAGGCAUCCAGCCCCCCCCAGUAAGGCACCAGCAC
Messenger RNA from Gopherus flavomarginatus (Mexican gopher tortoise), 14053 nucleotides. RefSeq lists its product as uncharacterized. The transcript has 4 exons. The record is from RefSeq and is a predicted model, not a curated record. Gene Ontology annotation, molecular function: protein binding. Bases 268 to 4452 code for a protein of 1394 amino acids. Lineage: Eukaryota; Metazoa; Chordata; Testudines; Testudinidae.